CAGUUCAGGGUGUGUGUCUCAGUCAGCGAUAUGGUCAACACUGUGAUCAGUGGCCUGUAAAGAACAUUAUAUACAUAGCCCGUAACCCCGAGGUAGUAUGUUUACCUGGAAUUCGUCCUUACUCCACACAGAUUAAAAAUCCAGUGAACUCUUGGACCAAAUAUCCCGCGAUUGGUGUAAAGGCGACGAUGUCGGAGAACGGCGCGGCAGGUGGGAUAUCCCGCGAUUCCAUGAUUGACAAGGUCAAAGAAAAUAAGUACGUCUGCACCCUCGAUGAAGAAUCAAUAAAAACUGCUCAGAGAGACCUAAAUGAGAUUCCUUCGGAAAGAGAGAGUCAGCUGGAAGAGUUCCGGAGAUGGAUACGGAGUCACAAGAGCUGGCUAAGAACACCAAUGGAUGCCGUAUUCCUCCUGUCCUUUCUGCGCAUGCGUAAGUUCAGUCAAGUGUUUGCACGUCAAGCUAUCGACCAUUACUGGACGACGCGGACGAAGUACCCGGAUUGGUUGGCGAAUAUAGAUACCCACGACCCAGCUAUUCAGAAAGUCCUGGAAAAUGGGUCCUAUCUUACACUCCCCAAAAGAGAUAAGAAGGGGAGACUAAUCUUGCUGGGACGACCUGGUGUCGUAGACACGUCCAACAAACAUUACACCUCAGAUGACGUCAUCAAGACGGGCCUGGCGUUGUCGGAUUACUUUCUCAUGGACGAACUCACACAGAUUCAUGGGUUUGUGGUUCUCAUGGACUUCACAGGCAUGACCAUGAAACACAUGGGAUUUCAUGGCAUGAACAAAAUGAAGAAAAACGCUGCCAUAUUGUCAAGAAUUUAUCCGAUUCGAACCAAGGAGGUUCACAAUUACAACAUGGGAUCAGUUGGUGAAACACUUUUCAAAAUAACUAGGCCGCUUUUGCCAGAAAAAGUCCAGAAGCGAAUUUUCACCCACUCCUCACUGGUGUCCGUGUACAAAGAAAUCGACAUGUCACAUCUACCUGAAGAGUACCUGCCGGACGAUUACACAGGUCCAAACGCAGGGCCAAUAGAUGCCAUCGUUGAGAACCUUCGGAAAGAAAUGAGCUCACCACGAGUUCGCGAUUGGCUGCUCACAUUAAGCUCAGGAAAGUUCGGAAUAGACGAGUCCCGACGAGUGCGACAGAAAGAAAUACCACAGGAAUCCUUCCGCAUGCUAUCAGAGGCCGAUCAUGAUGAAGUGGCGGAGCUCGGUUUGUGAUACCGCCCAGUGCUGAACAUUCCGCGAAGAAAGCUAGGUUACUGUGAUAUCGAGACAAUAUGCAGUAUACCGUGACUAUCGAUAUUAUCCGGCCCCGUGUGGAAAAUUUUGACUUGCCCCUAAAUUUCAAUGUUACCUCAACGUGUUUUAAUCAUUUGUAACAUUUGUUUAAAUGGUCGACAGAUAUGAAUGCGUGUAUGACUGGUUGCAUCAUAAAGUUUGAUAGGUUUCUGCGGUAUCAGUGAUGAAAGAGAGGUGUGAAAAACUGGCGUGAAUUCAUCAACAUGUGUAUUAGGAAAAUAGGCUGGUGUGACUGUUACAUAUAACAUUUUCAACUAUUCAUUUAAUCCGUAUUUUUACUAUGGUCCCACUCUUGGGAGAUUUUAAAAGGACAGUAAAUCCCACUUGUCACGCAACAUGGCUGUAGGCCUAUAUCACUUGUAGUUAGCUCAUGACUGGUUCAGCUAUAUUUUGAUGUGCCUUGCAGAGUUGUUAUUUAUCGAUAGAUAUUCCCUCUUGCCGACUGUAACAAUAUUUGAUGUACACUUUAUUUACAUUUGAUGAGUUACAUAUUAAUCAUUAUUGUUUGCUAAAGGCAUUGUUAUAUACUUACACCUUUUCCACACAAUCAGCGGGAAUGUUUUGAUUUCUUUCACACCUGCGCAGCAAAUCACUGAGGUCAGUAUUUACACACCAAAUCUGGCUGUAUAUUGAAGUGAAACUUGAUUGACUGAUUGAUUGACAUGUUGAUAUGGCUGAAGUCCACAGUGCUCUAAAAACACAACGCGCUUUACGUUGCACGUGACUCAACAGUGCUUGUGUGCAGUUGAAGCGUUUUAUGGCCACACGUACACGUACAAAUUUAAGAUGUGACGUACAUUGACCGCGUGCGCUGUAGGCCACCAAUUAACUAAAAGUUUCCCAUUUUUCACUUAUAUGACGCUGAAUAAUGUGCUUAUAUAACUGCAUUACAAGGGAGAUUACCGUGGCUUCAUUGUCAACUAAUCGUUACUGGGUUUCUCCUUGGUAUAUCUUUUUUUAUCGGAUAUUGUACGCUAUAAGAUAA
Messenger RNA from Liolophura sinensis, 2292 nucleotides. Its product is annotated as alpha-tocopherol transfer protein-like. The record is from RefSeq and is a predicted model, not a curated record. Bases 189 to 1226 code for a protein of 345 amino acids. Gene Ontology annotation, molecular function: phosphatidylinositol bisphosphate binding. NCBI's taxonomy places the organism in Eukaryota, Metazoa, Mollusca, Polyplacophora, Chitonida, Chitonidae. Gene Ontology annotation, cellular component: membrane. The transcript has 9 exons.